AAUAUUGGGCGGUGCGAAUGACGUCAGAGAUCAAUGACAAAUCCCUACGCAGCAGAGCGCCAAAUUUCUCACAGCGUAGAAAACAUGGCGGAGAAAGACGCAGAACUUGGAUUCAAAAAGGAGACAGUAAGCAAACUCUUGUCAAGUUCCUUCAAGGAGGACAAAACCAGAUUAAGUGGUGAUGCUGCGCUGCUCAUGGCAGAGUUGCUAAAAGUAUUUGUCCAAGAGGCUGCUGUGAGAUCACAAAAACAAGCUGAGUCUGAGGACUGCGACCAAGUAGACAUCGAGCACUUUGAAAAGAUCCUGCCUCAGCUGCUGCUGGACUUCUAGCACAGUGAUGCCACAAGAUGGAGCCAGAGUGUUGCCUGUGCGUUCCUGCUUUAAUCCUACAACUUCAAUUCCAACAUGUUUAUUUUUUCUGUAUAACUGCAAUUUCAUAAUCACUCAAAUUUGAGAUUACAUUAAGAUUCUCAUUCUGUAUGUAUUUGAGUUGUGUGAUUUAAAGUAGAAAUCAGUGGUGCUGUCCACAUGCCUCCAUGCCACCACCAAUAAGGCCCACCUGUGCUCCUCCGUGCAACAACAGGUGCUUCCAGCAUGCUCCAUAGUGCCCUUCAUCAAAGCCUCCUGGAGCAGUUGGAAGCAAUUAGAGUAAUAAGGGGAGCAGCCAGUCCCUUAGAUGAUGACAAGUGCCAGGAAAAAAGGAGUAACCCCUCUGGCCACUUUGAAGUUCCCUCUUGCUGUCCUGCGAUGUUUAGUUAGAGGUGGGGGGAAGGGCAAAGGGGACCUCUGGCACAGGGGGAAAGUUGAAUGGGAGUGUGCGUGCACGAAUGUGUGCACGUGUUAGCCAAACAAGGCCAGAGACCACACGCAUAGAUAUUCUGUUUGAAAGGGACCAUAACAAAACACCUUGGAACAUGGUCCAAGAAGAGCAGGGUGUAAUUCUGAAGGUAAAUAAACAAAAGAGGCGAGUAGUAGAGGUGCUUUCUCUCCUUUCAUCACAGCAGAGGAGGUAAUGUGGGGUUUUCUAACCCAAGUGCCUCAGAUGGUUUUCCACCAGUGGUGUAUUUGACCAACAUGUCUUCACCAUGAGUCAGCAUAGCUUUACAACACCUUACACUAUUUAUUUGUUUGGCUCUUGAGUGACUCACUACACUUACAAUUGCUGCUCACAUAGAGCUGGAAGCAACUUAGGCUAAAGUCAAGAGUCCAGGCUCAGAUAGGUGCGGCACAUUUUCAGUAGGGCCCAGACUGGAUUUGUGUUUCCCAGGAGAAACUUCCACAGCAGGCCUUCAGGAGAAGGUGUGUUUGGGUUGGUUGAAGAUUAUUGUAGUGAUGCCGUGACCAUUAUUGCCAAAACAUAACUUUGUGAAGUAAAUCGUUUGUUGGGUUUAUAAACAGUCAUUCGCAGCAGCAAGUCCUGCCCCUUAGUUCUGAGUAGUAAACUGCAGAUCCACCGCUUUGACAACCUGUUCACUCAGAUGAGAUGAUUUUAUUACCAGAUAUGACACCAAAUAAUCUUGC
Sander lucioperca (pikeperch) is the source of this 1521-nucleotide messenger RNA. It is a transcript of the gene cenpx, whose product is annotated as centromere protein X. The coding region runs from base 34 to 330 and encodes 98 amino acids. Gene Ontology annotation, molecular function: protein heterodimerization activity. Gene Ontology annotation, biological process: kinetochore assembly; replication fork processing; resolution of meiotic recombination intermediates. The record is from RefSeq and is a predicted model, not a curated record. NCBI's taxonomy places the organism in Eukaryota, Metazoa, Chordata, Actinopteri, Perciformes, Percidae. The transcript is spliced from 5 exons. Gene Ontology annotation, cellular component: FANCM-MHF complex; Fanconi anaemia nuclear complex.